Molecule: messenger RNA, 687 nt
Organism: Lasiodiplodia theobromae
Lineage: Eukaryota; Fungi; Ascomycota; Dothideomycetes; Botryosphaeriales; Botryosphaeriaceae
Exons: 3
Coding region: 1-687 (228 amino acids)
Source: RefSeq, a predicted model, not a curated record
AUGACCUCACUCUACCCGCACCAUGCUGACAAUCUCUUUGCCACAGCCAUCUGCCCCCCUCACUCCCUCCCCUCCCCGCCGUGGAGGAUCGGCCUCCGGGCCAAAAAGAUUCUGGCCUGCCGUCGGCGCCCAGGCCGCCUCAUUGCGGCGGCGGCGGCCCUACUCCUUCGACUGUGGCUGCUGCUGCCGCCCCGCCUCCUUGCGGCGAGCGCGACCGCAGCCGCAGCCGCUCGCGUGCUCAUCAUUUCCAUCGUGAGUCCGAAGCCGCCGGCGCCUAUUGCAGCUCCUGCCACCAUCCCCGUUACCAAGGAUGGCAAGAGCAAGGAGCGCAAGCACAAGCAUCACCACCGCCGUCACCAUCACUCGCACAGGAGCUACCAUGAGCGUAGCCGCUCCCGCGAGGGUCAUCGUCGUCACCAUGACCGCGACCGUAGCCGCUCGUCUGAGCGUCGCCACUGUCACAUCAUAAGCGUUAGCGCCAACGCAACACAAGCAUGCAUUCACACUGCCACUGCCGCCGCGACAGCGACCGUGGACACAAGCGCAGUGGCAUCUCUUCAGCAACUAUCACCCAUCCAUGUGCCUUGCUACCUGGACCGAGAAUCGUUUGUCAAGCCACUGACCCUACCCAUCUCCAUCGCGCUGGCAGCGGACAAUGAUGACUAUGCAAAGAAGGAGACACCAUGA